UGAAACCUUUGAGAGAUUAGCGAUAUUUGGGUUUUUUGCUAAUUUUAUGGUGUAUUUAACAAGGGAACUUCACUUAGAUCAAGUUUAUGCUACUAACAUACUCUACAUAUGGGGUGGGAUCACAAACUUUGCUCCUUUAGUUGGUGCCUUCAUUUCUGAUGCAUACGUAGGCCGCUUUUGGACUAUAGCGUUUGCUUCUUUCGCUUCACUCAUGGAGAUGAUAAUGGUGGCUUUAACAUCUUGGUUACCAAAGUUGCACCCUCCACCUUGUACUCCACAUCAACUAGUAAUUGACGAAUGUAUCAAAGCAAAUAAUUCUCAAAUGAGUGUGUUAUUCUUGGGACUUGGUUUCCUAACCAUUGGCUCUGCUGGGAUAAGACCAUGUAGCAUACCAUUUGGUGUUGACCAAUUUGAUCCAACAACAAAUGAAGGAAAGAAAGGGAUCAAUAGUUUCUUUACUUGGUAUUAUACCUCAUUAACAUUGAUAUUAUUAUUCACCCAAACAGCGAUGGUUUAUAUCCAAGACUCGGUGAGUUGGAAGUUAGGGUUUGGGAUACCUGUUGUAUGCAUGGGUUGUGCGAUAAUUUUGUUCUUUAUUGGAACAAGGGUCUAUGUGCAUGUGAAACCUGAAGGAAGCAUUUUUUCUGGAAUUGUCGUAGUUUUGGUGGCUGCCUACAAAAAGAGAAAUGUUAAGCUUCCAAGUGAGGAGGAUUCAUAUGCAGUUUUCUAUGAUCCUCCAUUGAAUGGUACUACUGUUUCAUCAAAGCUCUCUUUAACUCAACAAUUCAGGGCCUUGAACAAAGCAGCACUAAUAGUGGAGGGUGAAUUAAAUUCAGAUGGGAGCAUAGUAAACAAGUGGAAACUUGCAAGCAUUCAACAAGUAGAAGAGGUUAAAUGUUUAGCAAGAACUUUUCCAAUUUGGGCAGCUGGGAUUCUUAGUCUCACAUCCAUAGCACAACAAGGAACAUUCACUGUAUUACAAGCCUUGAAAAUGGACAGACACUUAGGACCCAAAUUUCAAAUCCCAGCUGGUUCAAUGGGAGUCAUAUCAUUAAUCACCAUAGCUUUAUGGCUUCCAUUAUAUGAGAAAUAUUUAGUGCCAACCCUAAGAAAAAUGACUAAUAAAAAAGAAGGUAUUACCCUACUUCAAAGAAUUGGAGUUGGCAUGUUAUUCUCUAUUCUUUCUAUGAUUGUUGCUGGCUUUGUUGAGAAGAUUAGAAGAGAUUCAGCAAAAUCUAACCCAAGUCCACUUGAAAUUGCUCCCAUGUCAGUUUUAUGGCUAGCACCUCAAUUGAUCCUUAUGGGUCUUUGUGAGGCCUUCAAUAUUCUAGGGCAAAUAGAGUUCUUUAAUAUGCAAUUUCCUGAUCACAUGAGAAGCAUUGGAAAUUCAUUAUUUGCAUGUUCUUUUGCUGGGGCUAGCUAUGUGAGCAGUAUACUAGUCAACAUAAUUCAUCAUACUACAAGAACACAUGAUCAUCCUGAUUGGUUGGUAAAUGAUAUAAACAAGGGCAAGAUAGACUACUUUUAUUAUCUUAUAGCUAUGAUAGGGACAUUGAACUUUGUUUUUUUUAUUUAUGUUGCUAGAAGAUAUCAAUACAAGGGUGUUGUGAACCUAGAUAAACCUUCUGAUGUUGAGCUAGAAACACAUGCAAAAUAA
Molecule: messenger RNA, 1657 nt
Organism: Medicago truncatula (barrel medic)
Lineage: Eukaryota; Viridiplantae; Streptophyta; Magnoliopsida; Fabales; Fabaceae
Product: protein NRT1/ PTR FAMILY 2.13
Exons: 3
Coding region: 47-1657 (536 amino acids)
Biological process (GO): transmembrane transport
Cellular component (GO): membrane
Molecular function (GO): transmembrane transporter activity
Source: RefSeq, a predicted model, not a curated record